Paramecium sonneborni is the source of this 2523-nucleotide messenger RNA. NCBI's taxonomy places the organism in Eukaryota, Ciliophora, Oligohymenophorea, Peniculida, Parameciidae. The record is from the annotation of a GenBank genome assembly.
AUGAGCUUAUUUAGAUCAGAAUAGAUGGAAUUCUAUAAUUUAGUGAUUCCUCGAGAGUCGGCAUGGGAUGUAAUGAACACAUUAGGAUAUUUUGAUAGCGUUCACCUAAUUGAUUAUGAUCCAACAUUACCUUAAAUAAAUAGGCCAUUUUCAAAUUAUGUGAAGAGGUAUUACAUUUAGAGAUUAAAGAUGUGAUGAUGUACUAUAGAAGAUAGAGUUGAUAGAUGGAGAGAUGAGGAAUUAUAAGAUUGAGAAGAUUUAUUGUCCAAAUAUAAAAGAUUUAUUAGAGAAGAGAAAUGGAGGUCAUAAAUAAUUUGAAGAAUUAGAAUAGGAUGUAUGUAAAGUAGCAGAUGAUUUGGAACAUCAAUAAUAAACAUUGAAUAAUUUAUAAGAGAAGAAAAAUAUAAUAAGAGAGAAUUUAGAAGUGUUAAGAAAUGCAGUAGCAUUUUAGAAUGAGGAUUCAGAAGAAGCAAGUUUAUUAGGAUUUUAGAAGAUGGUAGGAGUUAUAUUGAAAGAAGAUGAAUUGAGAUUUAAAAGAAUAAUAUUUAGAAUAACAAAGGGUAAUAUUCAUGUAGAGAUUAUGGAUAUAUAAGAACAUUUUAUAUAAUAAGAUAAAAGGAUUGUAUAGAAAUGUGUAUUUAUGUUAUUUUAUCCUUGUGGAGAUUUAACUUAGAAGAAGAUUUAAAGAGUUAUUGAAUCAUUUUCAUGUAAUAAAUUUGAUAUUCCAACAUCUCAGGAAUAACAUACAUAAAGAAUAACAUCAUUAGAGAAUUAAUUAAAUGAAGCAGAUCAAUUAGUGCAAUGGACUAUAACAUAAAUAAAUUAGAGAUUAAGGAGUUUAGCAGAAGUUAAAUAUAAUUGUUCAUGGAUUGAAGAAAUGAGAAUUUUAGUAACUAAAGAACAAUAUUUGUACAUGAAUUUAAAUAGGUUAAAUAUGACAAACUCUGUAUUUCAUGGAUAAAUAUGGUUACCUUAAGGUUAGGAUUAAAAAAUAUAAUAAGCUUUAAGAGAUUUACAUGGUAAUGAUAAAUAAUUACCUAGUGGUUAAAUAUAGGAAUGUUAAACUUAAUUAACUCCUCCUACUUAUUAUAAAUUAAAUACGUUUACAUAUCCAUUUUAAGAAAUUGUUAAUACUUAUGGAAUUCCUAGAUACAAAGAAAUUAAUCCAGGAUUAUCAACUAUAAUAACAUUCCCAUUCUUAGUAGGUGUUAUGUUUGGUGAUGUUGGUCAUGGGUAUAAUUUAUUAAUUUAUUAAGAGUUUGUUAUUAUUUGUUUGUGGAUUGUAUUUGACGAGUGAAGAUGCAAAGAAGUCAAUUUUUGCAGGAUUAGUGCCUGUGAGAUAUAUGAUUUUACUUAUUGGAUUCUUUGCUGCAUAUAAUGGACUCAUUUAUAAUGAUUUUCUUUCUAUUGGUUUAAAUUUAUUUGGUAGUUGUUAUUAAUUGAUUGAUGGAGAAUAUGAAUUAUAAGAAGAUUGUGUAUAUAAGUUUGGUAUUGAUCCAGCAUGGGGAUCUUCUGCAAAUUAAUUAACAUUUAUGAAUUCAUUUAAAAUGAAAUUAGCUGUUAUUAUUGGAGUCACUCACAUGACAUUUGGUAUUAUUUUAAAAGGAUUUAAUACAUUGCAUUUCAAUAAUUAUAUUGAUUUCUUUUGUGAAUUCAUUCCAUAAUCUCUUUUGUUGAUUUGUAGUUUUGGUUAUAUGGAUUUCUUAUUAUUUUUGAAAUGGACUACUAAAUAUGAAAAUACUAAUGAUGCUCCAAGUGUUAUUACAACAAUGAUAGAUAUGGUACUUAAACCCUUUGAUAUCCCUGAUAAACCUCUUUUUGAAUCAGGUGAGUAAUAAAGAUUUAUUCAACUUUUAUUAUUGUCUAUCAUAGUACUCUGUGUACCAGUCAUGCUUAUAACUAAACCAUUAAUUUUUAGUUUAAGCAAAAAGAAUAUUUCAUAUCAAUAAUUAGCAUCUUAAGUACCUGAUGAUAACAUUAUUCAUGAAUAAUUAUAACAUGAUAUGUAAAAGGAUUUAUCAUAACCACAGAGCAGAGUAUCUAUUUAAUAACACCAUGAACAUGAUGAUAUCAGUGAAUUGGUUGUUCAUCAAUGUAUUAAUAUUAUUCAUUAUCUAUAGCCAUUGAAACAAUAGAAUUUGUAUUAGGAAGUGUUAGUAAUACUGCAUCUUAUUUAAGAUUAUGGGCAUUAUCUUUAGCUCAUUCAUAAUUAGCUGAAGUCUUCUUUUCCAUGACUAUAGCAGGUCAUAUUGGUUAAGGAGGAUUCUUUGGAACAAUUGGAGUAUAUUGAUCAUUGUUAUAUUUUAGUCUAUUGUAUAAUAUCCUGGUUUUGCUUUAGCAACUUUAGGAGUGUUGAUGUGCAUGGAUCUUAUGGAAUGUUUCUUACAUGCCCUUCGAUUACAAUGGUAUUUCAAUUAUUCAUUAUCUAGGGUUGAAUUCUAGAGCAAAUUCUAUAAAGCUGAUGGAUACCUGUUUAAAGCUUAUUCAUUCAAAAAUAUCAAAAAUAAUGAACCAGAAGAUUGA